Aspergillus affinis is the source of this 1290-nucleotide messenger RNA. RefSeq names its product NADH:flavin oxidoreductase/NADH oxidase. The record is from RefSeq and is a predicted model, not a curated record. The transcript has 6 exons. Gene Ontology annotation, cellular component: intracellular anatomical structure. Lineage: Eukaryota; Fungi; Ascomycota; Eurotiomycetes; Eurotiales; Aspergillaceae. Gene Ontology annotation, molecular function: NADP binding; NADPH dehydrogenase activity; FMN binding. The coding region runs from base 1 to 1290 and encodes 429 amino acids.
AUGCUUUCCCGCUACGCAAACGCUGACGAAAGUGCAAUCGUUGAAAUAGCCAACGAGCCAGCCAGUAGUGUAUCAUUUUUUACCCCGAAGCAAGACCCGCCCGCCGGCACAGCUGUCUCGCCGGCGCCGAAUGACCCAAAUUUGCCCAAGCUCUUUGCUCCUUUGCUCAUCAGAGGUCUCAAGCUUCAAAACCGCAUUCUGCUCUCUCCCCUCUGCCAAUAUUCGGCUGCGGAUGGACACCUUAACGACUGGCACUUUGCGCAUCUGGGCGGGAUCAUCUCACGUGGACCAGGUCUCUCCUUCGUGGAGGCUACUGCGGUCACUCCCAAUGGUCGAAUUACACCGGAGGACUCUGGCCUCUGGAAAGAUUCUCAGAUCGAACCAUUAAAGAGGAUCGUGGAGUUUGCUCACAGCCAGGGCCAGCUCGUUGGUAUUCAACUCGCACAUGCUGGACGCAAAGCAAGCACUGUUGCACCUUGGCUGAGCAUGGCUCGUGGUCCAGGGGCACCUUUGAAAUCGGUCAAUGGCUACGAGAAUGAGGGAUUUACACCACGGUACGGCUGGCCUGAUGAUGUAGCUGCCCCGAGCGCUAUCGCCUAUAAAGAAAAGAACAUCAUUCCUCGGGAGAUGUCUCACGGCGAGAUUCAAUCUUUCGUAGUGUCCUGGGGCGAAGCUGUGAAAAGAGCGGUUCGAGCCGGGUUUGAUGCCAUCGAGAUCCACGGCGCGCACGGAUAUCUUGUCCACGAAUUCCUGUCCCCAGUCUCAAACAAACGGACUGAUGAAUAUGGCGGAAGCUUCGAGAACCGAAUUCGGUUCGCGCUCCAGCUUGUUGAUGUUUCUCGGCAAAACAUGCCCGAGAAGAUGCCUCUUUUUUUCCGUGUCAGCGGCACGGAGUGGCUGGAACAUCUGCAAAAUGAGCCUAGCUGGGACGUCACCUCAACCAUUCAACUUGCGGAGAUCUUGGCGAGCCGCGGUGUGGAUGUCCUCGAUGUUUCCAGCGGAGGUAACGAUCCCAGACAGAAAAUAAUUGGCGGACCAGGAUAUCAAGCCCCCGCCGCUCUCCAAGUUAAGAAGAAAUUGGGCGACCGUCUUCUUGUGGGAACAGUCGGAGCAAUUACUUCCGGUCCCCAGGCCAAUAACCUCUUGAAGGAUGGCCUUGAUAUGGUUUUUGUUGGACGGAUGUUCCAGAAGAACCCCGGACUGGUCUGGACCUUUGCGGAUGACCUCGAUGUUGAUAUGAAGUCAGCCAAUCAGAUCCACUGGGGCUUCGCUGGACGUCGUCGGAAGUGA